Messenger RNA from Oppiella nova, 344 nucleotides. Lineage: Eukaryota; Metazoa; Arthropoda; Arachnida; Sarcoptiformes; Oppiidae. The record is from the annotation of a GenBank genome assembly.
UAAUGUGUGAUGUGUUGAUCCCAUAGCUCUUUGAUCACAUUGCGAGCUGUAUCUCAGCCUUUAUGACCCAACGAAAGGUGAUUCAGUAUCGGAUUCCUCUGGGCUUCACAUUCAGCUUCCCGUGCAAACAGGAAGGACUCACUUCUGCCCGACUCACCCAAUGGACUAAAGGUUUCAAGUGCUCCGGGGUUGAGGGCGAGGAUGUUGUCCAACUGCUCAGGGAUGCCAUCGACAAACGACCCGACAUAGACGUGGAUGUGAUGGCUAUUGUCAACGACACAACCGGCACAUUGAUGUCGUGUGCGUUAAAGAACAGGGAGUGUAGGGUCGGCCUUAUUAUCGGU